AUGGACGGGGCUCCUAGAGGUCGUGGCGCGAGAGGGCGCGGUGCUCGAGGCUGUUGUGGGAGAGCUAGACUCUGUGGAGGCCGGGGCCGAGGUCGUGGACUUCAGGCGGAUUCGAGAGAGAGUGUGGCCCCGAGCAUGGCGACUGCGUAUGUGACCCAUUCUUUGGCGAGUGAGGCCAAUGUGGAUGCUAGUGUGAGCGUGGGAGAUGGGGCGGCUCCAGUUGUGGGUGCUGCUCCUGCUCAGGGUCGUGAUGACUUGGUGGUGGGUUUGCUGACGCAGCUAUUGGAUCAUUUUCUGCCAGUGGUUCCACAGGGGGCUCCGGGAGUACCUCCAGUGGCACAGGUGCAGCAGGGGGCUGCGGAUUUUAUUCAGCUGCAGGCUGCGGGUGUGGUUGUGCCGUCCUAUUUGGAUAUGGUGGGACACAUGCAGAUGAUGGGUACGCCGUACUUUGCGGGCGGAGUUAGCCUAGAGGCAGCAGAGGACUGGCGUCAGAGAUUAAUUGGAGCAAAAUUUCCAGUCUAUUCGAUGUCUGCAGGAGACGAGUUCCUUGCGGAAUUCAACGCCAAGUACUUCCCUAGAGAGGCGCGGGAUCGUCUUCGUAUGCGUGUCACAUCGAUUUCGCAGGGAGAUCGUACAGUGCGCGAGUAUGACGCUGAGUUCAGCAGACUGUUGGUGCAUGCCGGCAUGGGCAUGGAGGAUGAGUAUCAGUUGAUGAACCGAUUCCUUGAGGGGCUUUGGAAGAGUGUCAGGACUCAGUGCAGAGGUGUUGCUCAUGCUAUCCAGCCUCAGAGUCAGCAGCAGCAGCGCAGAGGUGGUUCGAGUUUCAGUUCUGGUUCUGGCAUGGGCGGUUUACCUGCGCAGGGCCAGAAGAGGAGCAGAGAGGAGACUUCUGGAGUUAGUCAGUUUCCUCGUGUGGCUUCAGUUCAGCCAGUAGCAGCUCAGCCAGUGAGCCAGAUUGCAGCGGCGCAGUCGUUGGGUCAGAUUGCAUCGGCGCCGCGGGGCUAUUCUUCAGUGGAAACUGGCGGAACUAGUCAGACUGGGCAGAUCACAGGUAAAUCUUGGACACAGACUUUGUAA
This is a messenger RNA of Microthlaspi erraticum, 1077 nucleotides long. NCBI's taxonomy places the organism in Eukaryota, Viridiplantae, Streptophyta, Magnoliopsida, Brassicales, Brassicaceae. The record is from the annotation of a GenBank genome assembly.